AUGGAUAACGGCACAGUAAUUAACGGCACAUCAUGCCGGCGUCCUGGCAAUAAGUCGGACGCAGCAGCCGUUCCCGUUCCUCGCCGACCGUGGACCGUGAUCGGCGGAAUCGCCCUGAUGUGGCCCGAGGUACAUGAUAACCUUCCCUCCGGGAAAAAGCCAAGCCUACGGAUCAAGACACCAGCAGAUCAUCGCAUGACGGGUGACGGGCAGGAGGCGAAAAAACAGAGUGAGACCGAGGACACCAUCACCGCCUUGGCUCGCACUGCUCACUGCUCGAUCCCACUUGCCGCGAUGUGCGUCCUGGCACACCUUGUCUGCAUGGAUGGCGCCGAGUUUUUGGAUUUCUCUUCACGGGAACAGCUGUUGAUUGGCCACAUUGAGGUGACAGACUACUUCUGCAAGGAUCCUUGUGGGAAAAAAAACCUUUCUACCACCAACGGCUGUGCCGCAAAAUUGAAGAAAAUCAAGAUCGCUAUUACCGGUAGUUGCAGAAGCUUAGCACUGUCCCGCAUGAAGAGCUUCAAGGAGGGUGCGUACGAUGACAAGCUCCCGAGGCAUGUGAAGCAGGCUGGAAAUGGCAUCUGGAGAGGAGGGUUACUCCCGCGCACCCACUUGCAACGUCGACCUUGGAACACGGCGGCCACAUGCAGCAGGAAGCAACUGGAGAGUUGGAGAUAUUCUGAAACCAGUCGCUCCACCCCCACCACCACGUUGGCGGCCCGACCAGACACGAUGGAUGAUGGAGCCCUCCGAAUACCAGAGUUGCAGAGACAGACCCUUCCACCUGCUUCAAGGGCCUUCACACCCUUUCACGCCACUUUUCUUCUCGAAGUUUUGCUGCCAAUGAUGACCGCUGAACCAACGGAUUCGCUGAUCCCUUCACUUUCCGGUAUAAACCGCCCAUCCAUAACGAUCCAUUUACCUGGGCAUUCCACAAGACGGAGUCGCAAUGAGGGUCUAGCCAGCUACGCGGCCUCCGACCUAGAGCUGUCCGGCCUGGUCGAUCCCACUACGCUAGCACGAACCUAA
Colletotrichum lupini is the source of this 1032-nucleotide messenger RNA. RefSeq lists its product as uncharacterized. The record is from RefSeq and is a predicted model, not a curated record. The transcript has 5 exons. NCBI's taxonomy places the organism in Eukaryota, Fungi, Ascomycota, Sordariomycetes, Glomerellales, Glomerellaceae. Bases 1 to 1032 code for a protein of 343 amino acids.